UUCAUUUAAUCCUCUGCUUUCCAAUGGAAGCGUGGAAGAAGCUUUAGCUGUAAGGAUAGAGUUAGGGUUUAGAAGCGCAUAAUGGGAUCCGAGAAAAAGGACGACGAGCUUCGAGAGCGGAUCGAGGCUGUUCUACGAAUUUUGAAGAAACAAACUCCUCUGUCCUUAAAGCAGGAAAAGUUCUGCAAUGAUGCUUGCAUCGACCGUUUUCUGAAAGCAAAAGGGGAGAAUGUGAAGAAGGCGGCAAAGCAUCUCAAAGCAGUUAUGUCUUGGAGAGAAGCCAUUGGAACGGAGCAUUUAAUAGCGGAUGAGUUCUCAGCCGAGCUGGCAGACGGCGUAGCAUAUGUGUCAGGCAAUGACGACGAGGGCCGCCCAGUCUUGAUUUUCCGCAUAAAACAGGAUUACUCCAAAGUCCACUCUCAGAAAUCAUACAUUCGGCUGCUGGUAUUCACGCUGGAAGUUGCCAUCUCCACCAUGCCGAGAUUUGUAGACCAGUUCAUUCUCAUCUUUGAUGCCAGCUUUUUCAGGUCGUCGUCGGCUUUUCUCAACCUCUUCAUGUGCACGCUGAAGAUCGUCGGCGACUACUAUCCCGGUCGACUCCACAAAGCCUUUGUCGUCGACCCUCACUCCCUUUUCCACUAUCUAUGGAAGGGAGCUCGUCCCUUCGUAGAAUUAUGGCCCAUGACUGCUGUGGUCUCUUCCCAAGGCUUCGAAUCCGCCGCAGAAGACUCCAUCUUCACCUCCCAACCCCGCACCACCUCUCUCCGCUUCGACCCCUCUCCGAAGCUCUCAGCUUCGGCCUCCUCCGCUUCCUCCAGAUUCUCCUUCACCGUCUCCCAAUUCGAUUCCUUAAAACCAUGGUACCUCAGCAUGACCAACACCCGCACCGCCGUAGCUCCAGCAAGCCCCUCCCUAGUCGGCGCAACUCAUCUCUCCGCCAGAUCCCACUCCUUCGCCUCCCCGGCGGCGAGAUCCGCCACUCGCCUAAGCGUCCCUUCUACACCUUCCUCGACGCUGCCGAGGACUCCGAGGCCAUCGUUCCUUCAGUCUCCGUCAUCCCUACUAUUCCCGUUCAAGAAGGAAGGAGCGGCCGGAAACAGAGCGGCGCGGGACAGGGAUGCAUUUGCUCCGUUCGUAAGAUUCUACCGGCGGCCGUAUGAUGAGAUGGUAUACCGCGGGAAGAUGAAGGCGCCGCUCGGCGGUCUCGUAUCCAUCGUUUCGCCUAACGUAAAGAUGCAACGCCGGCACGGCGGUCAGCACCAAAGGAUUUGAUUUUAGUUAAUAGUUAGUGAUAAAUGAACUUGUAAGCGCUUGUUUUGUUAUUCAUCAUAAGUCAUGUUUAUGUAAAAUAAACCGAGAUUACGCAGCGUAAUUGCGAGGUUAUGCCAAUAAAUUUGAACAUCGGGUGAGUGGCGAGCGCGCCGCGUGCCUUGGAAGGCGGAGGACCGACGGCGUGGUUGGGACGUUCGGUGGCUCUCGGCUUUCGGAAUUCCAUAAAUGUUUUUUAUUGGAAGACACGGCGUUUGGUCGGUUUCGGUGAUGCAAAAGAGGAAAA
Molecule: messenger RNA, 1555 nt
Organism: Phalaenopsis equestris
Lineage: Eukaryota; Viridiplantae; Streptophyta; Magnoliopsida; Asparagales; Orchidaceae
Exons: 7
Coding region: 82-1272 (396 amino acids)
Source: RefSeq, a predicted model, not a curated record